Scleropages formosus (Asian bonytongue) is the source of this 2615-nucleotide messenger RNA. Its product is annotated as G-protein-signaling modulator 2-like. Gene Ontology annotation, cellular component: cell cortex. The transcript has 17 exons. Gene Ontology annotation, biological process: establishment of mitotic spindle orientation. Gene Ontology annotation, molecular function: G-protein alpha-subunit binding; GDP-dissociation inhibitor activity. Bases 410 to 2395 code for a protein of 661 amino acids. The record is from RefSeq and is a predicted model, not a curated record. NCBI's taxonomy places the organism in Eukaryota, Metazoa, Chordata, Actinopteri, Osteoglossiformes, Osteoglossidae.
GUGAAGGGUAACGGCUGUGGGCAACUUUUGUUGUGUCCCGACUCGUUUCUGUCUGAAAUGAGCGGAAAGAAAAAGCGACUAAAACAGUAAUAAGGACGCUGACAUUAAAUUUCGACAAGCAGGACUUUUAAAGGAACCCUUUAGGACGCAGGAGUUGUGCCCGCACUUGCUUCAGAGCGACACUGAAGAGCCUACCACGUGUAAAACUGAACAAAAACAAAGCGCUUGCUUGCGCGAGACCUCGGGACUCUUUGUUGCCGACACUAUGUUCGUCACCAUCGGCGAUCGCGCUGUUGGGAAGGCAACGUGGUGACCUGGGGUUCUUGGGAUCCACCAGCACCUGCUGCGGCUCUUAUUUUCAAACUUUAUAUGACAGCCUACCAGGACCAUUGGCAGUAUUCUGGUUAGCAUGCGAGAUGAAGACCAGUCCUUUCAUGUCCGAUACAGGAUGGAGGCCUCCUGCCUGGAGCUGGCCCUGGAGGGCGAGCGGCUCUGCAAGGUGGGAGACUACCGUGCCGGUGUCUCCUUCUUUGAAGCAGCCAUCCAGGUUGGAACAGAGGACCUACAGGUCCUCAGUGCUAUUUACAGCCAGCUGGGCAAUGCAUACUUCCACCUGCAUGACUACACCAAGGCGUUGGAGUACCACCACCAUGACUUGACCCUUACCAGAACUAUUGGUGAUCGGCUAGGAGAAGCAAAGGCCAGUGGAAACCUGGGCAACACCCUGAAGGUGUUGGGGCGCUUUGACGAGGCGGUGGUUUGUUGCCAGCGGCAUCUGGACAUUGCUCGUGACCUUCAUGACAAGGUUGGGGAAGCCCGAGCGCUGUACAACUUUGGGAAUGUGUAUCACGCUAAGGGCAAGAGCAUCUGCUACAGUGGUGCUGAUCCGGGAGACUUCCCAGAGGAGGCCAUGGUAGCUUUGCGCAAGGCGGCAGAAUACUAUGAGGCAAAUUUGUUUAUCGUGAAGGAAAUAGAAGAUCGAGCUGCGCAGGGUCGAACGUAUGGAAAUCUCGGUAACACACACUACCUCUUGGGAAACUUCCGGAAUGCCGUCAUCUUUCAUGAACAGCGUCUUCUCAUAGCAAAAGAGUUUGGGGACAAAGCAGCAGAGAGACGAGCGUAUUGCAACCUGGGAAAUGCAUUCAUCUUCCUGGGUGAAUUUGAAGUGGCAGCUGAGCAUUACAAAAAGACCCUGCAAUUGGCUCGACAGCUGAAGGACCGGGCUGUGGAGGCGCAGGCUUGCUACAGCCUGGGCAACACCUACACCCUACUGCAGGACUAUGAGAGGGCCAUUGACUACCACCUCAAACACCUCAUCAUCGCACAGGACCUCAAUGACAGGAUUGGUGAGGGGCGAGCUUGCUGGAGUUUAGGCAAUGCCUACACAGCUCUGGGAAACCAUGACCAGGCCAUGCACUUUGCAGAAAAACAUCUAGAAAUCUCCAAGGAGACUGGUGAUCGUAGUGGUGAGCUCACAGCCCGGAUGAAUGUCUCAGACCUUCAGAUGGUCCUGGGUUUGACCUACAGCACCAACAGCUCUCUUCUGUCUGAGAACAAGGAGGCUGAUUAUAACCAUGAUGAAACACGGUCGAGAACAGGAAGGCGCCAUAGCAUGGAGAACCUGGAGCUGAUGAAACUAACACCUGACAAGCUCAAUGUACAUAAGUGGAACAGUGACAUCCUGACCAAACAAUCCAAACCCAUGCUGGCAAAGGCUUCCUCUAAGCUGUUCUUUGUCAACCGCUUCCGAAGCAAAAAGCACAAGAAUGGUUCUUCUACAAAGGUCCUCCAGGACACAAGCAACACCCCAGAGGAGCCUGAGGCAGAAGAUCAAGGCCCAGAGAAGAGAGCCAGUCCAGAUAUUCUAGGAGAUGAGGGCUUCUUCGACCUCCUCAGCCGGUUCCAGAGUAACCGCAUGGAUGAUCAGCGGUGCUCCAUACAGGGUGGCAGAAGCAGACUGUCUGCCCCCUCCAGCCCUACCUCUGCUCCCAUCAGGGGCAUGAAGAAAUCCCAGUCCCUGGGGGUGUCUGCACAGUGCGAGCAGCUCCUGGACCUGGUGGCCAGCUCGCAAAGUCGGCGUUUGGAUGACCAGCGGGCCAGUGGGGCCAGUUUCCCAGGCCUGCGCCUCAAUCAGCAGAACAGCCAGUCUGUCCUCAGCCACCUGAUGGCCAAUGCGGACAACACAGAGCCUGAUGAGGACUUCUUUGACAUGCUGGUCAAGUGCCAGGGCUCCCGCCUGGAUGAUCAGCGUUGUGCUCCCCCACCACCAGCUGCCAAGGGUCCCACUGUCCCCGAUGAGGACUUCUUUAGUCUGAUUAUGCGCUCUCAGGCCAAGCGUAUGGAUGAACAGCGGGUCACGCUGCCCUCUAGCUCCAGGGGGCCCCCUUCAAACUGAGCGGGACCUCCCUACUAUGAGAAUAUCCUUCAGCAGGACACUGAUGCACAAUACAGGGCUGUGCGGAAUGAACUCCUGUUGCCUGCAGAAGCACGAAGCACUACUUCACUAACACUGUACAGAAUUUUGUCACCUUCAUGUGUUCUCCCAUUCUCUUGUAUAUUGUAUUUAUUGUACUUUUAAUGAGCAAGCUCCUUUCAUUCCUGCCUUUAAUCAUUUU